Messenger RNA from Culex quinquefasciatus (southern house mosquito), 1433 nucleotides. Its product is annotated as polyadenylate-binding protein-like. Gene Ontology annotation, molecular function: mRNA binding. Lineage: Eukaryota; Metazoa; Arthropoda; Insecta; Diptera; Culicidae. Bases 10 to 1410 code for a protein of 466 amino acids. The transcript is spliced from 2 exons. The record is from RefSeq and is a predicted model, not a curated record. Gene Ontology annotation, cellular component: cytosol.
AGCAGCAGCAUGAGUUCGUCGACCGGAAGUGGCCACCGCUCGAAGGAAGCGUCCCUGUACGUGGGAAACCUGCCACCGAACGUCACCGAGGCGAAGCUGCUGGAAAAGUUCUCCAAAGUUGGUUCGGUCUGCUCGAUCCGGAUCUGCCGGGACAAGGCCACCCGGCGGUUCCUCGGGUACGCGUACGUCAACUUCCGCCGGAAGGAGGAUGCUACGCGAGCCCUUGAAACCAUGAACACCCAGCUGAUCGGUUGUCGUCCGAUGCGAGUUAUGUGGCCCGAGCGAGUGGAGGCGCAGCCCACACCAAAGCCAAAGCAGGAUAAGAAGAAUUCGGCACCGGCUGGUGGCUCGCAGGACAAUCCUGUCGGGAUUUUCCUGUCUGGACUCAAUCCGGAAAUUCGCGACAUGGAUCUUCAAAGGAUUUUUGCCUCAUCGGGUGCCAUCGUCGAGUGUGGCGUCGGUCUGGAUGAUGCGGGAAACUCCAAGGGCUUUGGGUAUGUGCAGUUCGAGACCGAGGAAGCGGUUGAGAAGUGCUUGGAAAGGGUCAAGAGUUGGCUGGGUUCGGCGCUGACCGUGACCAAGCUGUACGCUAACGUCCACGUGUUCAACUUUGGCUACCGACUGAACUUUGGCAGCAUGCGCGAAAUGUUUGGGCAGUACGGAGCGAUCAGCGUGUAUCGAGUGGUUAAAAAGAUCGGCAAAUGCAAUGGCUUUGGGUAUGUUACAUUUAAGAAGUUGAAAUCAGCUGCCUACGCAGUUGCUGAACUGAACGGAAAGGACCUCGGGGAGGGUCUGAAACUGAAGGUCGAGUCUGCUCCCUGUCCGCCAUCGGAACGCUUGCAGUCAUUGAAGAAGGACGAAGGAGUCAAUCUGUACGUCAAGAUCAUGGAAGCUGCUGUCACCGAUGAACGAUUGCAGGAACUUUUCUCUCCCUUUGGACCGAUCAUCUCCGUGAAGCUGUUGAAGGGACAAUCCGCCGACGGGGAACGAGCAGGGUUCGUUCUUUUUGCUUCAAGCGAGGACGCAACCAGGGCAAUCGAAGAGAUGCACGGUAAAGUCGUCGGAACCGGACCUCUCGAGGUAAAGCCGGCUAUCGUGAGGAAGUUAAAGUCAACUCCGGCGCCGAAAAGCCCCCAGAAGACUGUUGAAUCUACUGGCGAUCCGAAGCAGUCUGAAGAGAAGAAUCGCGCCCUCUCCGACCGGCUGUACCUGGUGGUUCGGCAGCUUAACGCGUCGAUGGCCGGUUCGAUUACGGCCAAACUGCUGGAGAUGGACGACUUGCCCCAGCUGAUGACACAACCCGUCGCGCUCAAGGCCAAGGUGGACGAAACCGUUGUGGCGUUGCUGCUGAACCGCGAGCAGCACUUGGAGCAGAUUGAAAGCGCGGCGGCAGGAUCGGCCGCUGCCUAGCUAUCUUGAAGACUUGAUUGUUA